Penicillium oxalicum is the source of this 723-nucleotide messenger RNA. RefSeq lists its product as uncharacterized. Lineage: Eukaryota; Fungi; Ascomycota; Eurotiomycetes; Eurotiales; Aspergillaceae. The transcript has a single exon. The record is from RefSeq and is a predicted model, not a curated record. Bases 1 to 723 code for a protein of 240 amino acids.
AUGCAAAUCCUUCUCGCUCAAGACGGUUUUGGCGGUCGAUGUUUGGUGUCGACCAUGGCGAGGACCGCACAUAUAACCGCAGAGAUUCCACAGCUCAUGCAGUUCAAUCACGUCGGAUUCGAGAGACGCCGCUUCGCUCUGGGUAUCAGUCUCCCUAUUCAGGUGCAUGGGGUGCAUCCGAAUACCGACGGGGGAGACGUGGAUUCGAUACUCUUCCCCGACGCAACCGCUCGCCGUCACCUUCAUAUCCGCACCCUCGACAGUAUCCAGGCUCGUUUCAUCGGGAUGAACGAUCUUUCUUGCACACCCCGUCUUCUCGUCGAGUCCCCAGUGCACGGUUUGUUGAAGAGAUCCACGAGCGUCGUCGGGGAUUCUCUCCCGAACGUUUGCAUAGAGACCCACGACAGCCCUCACGGAGUUGGAGAUUCUACACUUAUUCAUAUCCCCGAGAACAACGAUUCCGUGGUCGAACCCAGUACAAUCCCACAUCUUCAUGCUUCCAGUCACCGCCACGGCUGCCGUCAUGGUCAACCUCCCGGACACGAACACGGCGACCCCGACCAUCUAGCCCGGUCCCUGAACGUGAGCCUCCAAGAAGAGGACGCUACACUGACCCCAUUGAUGAUUAUCAUCGGCAUUUUAAUCCACGGCGCGCUGCACCCCUGGCUGUGGUCGUCCAUCCUCCUUCAAGUUGCGGAUCUUAUGAACGAAUUCGCCCCGUGA